Pelmatolapia mariae (spotted tilapia) is the source of this 3054-nucleotide messenger RNA. RefSeq names its product coiled-coil domain containing 169 (gene ccdc169). Lineage: Eukaryota; Metazoa; Chordata; Actinopteri; Cichliformes; Cichlidae. The transcript is spliced from 8 exons. The coding region runs from base 1 to 741 and encodes 246 amino acids. The record is from RefSeq and is a predicted model, not a curated record.
AUGGCUAAAGCUAGCGAGGACUCUAAGUACGGUUUGGCACGGCUGCAGGUAGAACUGGAAAAGGAGAGGGAGAUGAAAGAAAUGCUUGAAGAGUCAGUGUCUGAUCUGCGGAGUACCAUGAGUGAACUACAAGAAAGACUGCACAGUGUUGAUGGGGAAGGAAAUGAGUGGAGGACAAGGUAUGAGACACAGGUAGAGCUAAAUGGGCAGUUGGAGCGGCAGAUCUCACUUAUCCGUGAGAGACUGGAAGACAUAAGAGGAAACCCUGUGGACCGACUGGCUUCUAUUCGGUCGUAUGAGGACAUGCCAGUGGAAACACUGAGACAACGUCUGAAGCUCCUGACCGGGGAGAAAUCUGACCUCCAGAGUCAGCUAAUGGAUUGUCAUCUUCAAAUUGAACAAGAAGGAAAGGCUUUUCAUAAAACCAAUGAUGAGAGGCGGGCAUACUUGUCAGAAAUUGCUAAGCUGUCAUCUACCCAUGAAGCUCAAAGAAGACAGUACUUUGCACAGCCACAGAGGGCACCAGAGAGCAAACAAAUGAGAGGGAAGCAGACUGGCAGGAAGGCAGAGGCUGAUUCUAAGAAAGGAAAAGAGGGAGGAGAAGAAGAUGGUGGCGAGGCCUUUGUGAAAGAAAGAGGAGGAGGUGAUGGUGGAAGAAUAGCAGAGAGAAAAGAAGAGAAGAAAUUACAAAGGAAAAGCAGGUUACCCACGCUUAAGCACAACCCGAAGCACGAUCCGUAACCCAAACUUAGUAAUGUUGCUUUUUUUAUGGUUAUGCUUUAGUUCACAUUGCGACUGAUUAUGUUGAAAUACUGCAGUUUCUACACUAACCAGCCACUUAAUUAGGUACACUUUGUACUGUCCAGUACUCAGCUGGACCUCCUUUUCCUUUAAGAGCUGCCAUAAUUCUUCAUGGUAUUGAUUCAACAACAUGCUAGAAUAAUUCCUCACAGAUUUUGGUGCUUUUUGCAUCAUGCAGUGGCUGUACAUUUGUUGGCUGCACAUCCAUGAUCUAAAUCUCCCAUUUCACCACAACUCAAAGUUGCUGUACUUGAUUGAGAUCUGGUGAUUGUUGAAGACAUUUGAGUAAAAUCUGAGGUGAUUUGAGCUUUGUGACAUGAUGCAGUGCCCUUCUGCAAGCAGCCAUUAGAAGAUGGGUACACAGUGGUCAUAAACAGAUUGUUAGCAACAACACUCAGGCAGGCUGUGGUGUUUAAACAAUACAGCGCUGAUACUAAUUGACCCAACGUGUGCCAAGAAAAUAUCUCCCACACCAUUACACCACCUCCGGCAGCCUGAACUGCUGAUAAAAGGUAUGAUGGAUCCAUGCUUUCAAAUUGUUUAUACCAAAUUCUGACGCUGCCAGCUAAAUGUUUGUCUUGCCAGACGACAUUUUUCCCAUCUUCUGUCGUCCAAUUUUUGUGAGCCCUUAUGAAUUGUAGCCUCUUUUUCAAUUCAGUUAAAUUUUAUUUAUAUAGUGCUCAGUCAUUUCAAGGCACUUUAUAUUGUAAGGUAGAGAGCCCACAGUAAUACAGAGAAAACCCAAACAAUCAGAAGGAACCCCCAUCAGAACCAAUUUUGAGGGAGGGGCAACCACCUGCAGCAGCUGGUUGGGGGUGAGGGGCGGGAGACAGGACAAAAGACACAGUGUGGAGAAGAGCCAGAGAUUAAUAAUGACUAAUGAUUAAAAGUAAAGUGGUGGAUAAACACAUAAUGAGUAAGAACAGGUGAAUGAAUGAGAAUUGCUCAGUGCAUCAUGGGAAUCCCCCAGCAACCUAAGCCUAUUGCAGUGCUGCAGUGGGAGGAUUCGGGGUCACCUAAUCCUUUAUGCUUUAUCAAAAAGUUUUAAUCCUGAUCUUAAAAGCAGAGAGGGUGUCUGUCACCAAAACAAAAUCAGAACUGCAAGUAAGACAGCACUCUGAGUGCUCUAUAUGGUACUAUGAGGUCUUUGAUAUGAGAUGGACCUUUAGAUUUGAUUCGGGAUUUAACAUGGAGCCAAUUAAGAGGACCUAAAAUGGGAGAAAUACUGUCUUUCUCUUGUCAGUACUCUUAAUGCAGCAUUUUAGAUCAGCCAAAGGCUUUUUAGGGAGUUUUUAGGACAUCCUGAUAAUAAUGAAUUACAGUAGUCCAGCCUACAAUUUGUUUUUCCAGCAUCACUCUGACACAGGAUGUUUCUAAUUUUAGAGAUGUUGUGCAAAUGCAAGGAAGCAGUCCUACAUAUUUGUUUAAUAUGCGUAUUGAAGGACACAUCCUGGUCAAAAAUAGCAAGUAAUGCCAUACUGAGGUUAGGGAUGGGUAUCGAAACCCGGUUCUUGUUGAGUACCGGUUCCCACUGUUUCAAUUCCUUGGAAUUGUUUGCCAUUUUUGCAAACGAUUCCCUUAUCGAUUCCAGUCGCCACGUUGCGGAGCGCCUUUUACCUGGCAGGAAACACGGCGCCUAAGCGGCUCAAACGCUCAAAAGUUUGGUUAUACUUUACAAAAACGGAUGACAACAGGGCAACUUGCAAUACUUGCAAAGUAGAUAUUUCAUUUAAGGGAGGAAACACUACGAAUAUGCAAAAGCAUGGUGCGGUAUUCUACUUCAGUAGCUCGUCUGCUUCAAGGUUCAACGUGUUGCGUGUUCAGAGAUGCUCUUCUGGUUAUUUGAGUUACUGUUGCCUUCAAUUUGAAGCAGUCCAUUCUCCUCGGACCUUUGACAUCAACAAGACAUUUUCAACCUGAGAACUGCUACUCAUUGGAUAUUUUCUCUUUUUCUGGCCAUUCUCUGUAAACUCUCAAGAUGCUUGUGUGGGAAGAUCCCAGUAGAUCGGCAGUUUCUGAAAUACUCUCUGGCACAAACAACCAGGCCACAUUCAAAGUCACUGAAACCACCUUUAUUCCCCAUUCUGAUGCUCAAUUUGAACUUUGGCAGAUCACUUUGAUCAUGUCCACAUGCCUAAAUGCUUUGAGUUGCUGUCGUGUGAUUGGCUGAUUAAAUAUUUGUGUUAACAAGCAGUUAAACUGGCGUACUUAAUAACAUGAACGUGAAUGUAUUUCGGUUUUUCUGUCCAUUUG